UGUAAAAGGAACGGGAAGUGCAGUUUCGUUCGCGAACUUAGUGGGUAACUACCCUAAGAACUCUAUGGUUUAAUUAUUUUCCGUGGUACUUACGUCAUUUAUUCGACGUUUCAGUUCUAUUUUCUAUUUGAUAAAUAGAAUUAAGCACAAUUUAAGGGUUUACGGGCGGUCAGCUCUUUGUGUUCUAGCAAUAUGUCUCUGAGCAUAUCUUCACGUUUGAAACUUCCUAAGAAAUUAGAAUUGAUGAAGUCGCAAAGUCAGGCACAGCUGUUGGCAAACAAAUUGAGAAAUGAUGGUGUUAUGAACACAGUGGAAAGUGUUAUGCAAGCUGUUGAUCAAGUUGCUGCAUUAUUGUCUUCAAACAUCAGUGAACCAAAUCUAUCAUUCAGGGAUAGUAUUGCUAAUUUGUGUCAACAUUUGAAAGUAUAUGGAGCUUAUUUGGAAAUGUUGUACACUGACCAACUCAAUCAUGCAUUCAAUAUAUUCAGAGACAAAGCUCAAGAGGACACAAGAGUUGACCAAUUAUCUCGAUUACAUUUGCUGGAGUUAAUAGAACUUAGGGCUAAAGGAUGGAAAGGUACAGAUGGAAUGAACCAGUAUUACAGGAAGAGAUUGAAUCAAUUCUCACAGAAUGACUCGAUGAUCGAGUCAACUAUUAGUUUGGCUGAUUCUUUAAACUCUAUGCCUUUAUCAUCUUCUUCUCCAAUGUUGAAUCCAGGCGAGGUCCUUAAAUCUUCAGGGAAAUUCUCCAAACCUACCAGAAUACCUGGUAAAAAAUACUGCAAGGAUGAAGUCGUCAUCAGAAAUGCAGAUUCAGGAAAAGUGAUGGGUAUCAAAGGAAGAAGGGUACAUAUGAUAGAGGAGCUUAGUGAAACUAUCAUUUCCUUUCAGAGAGUGAGUCCAGGUGCCAAAGAACGACUUGUGCAGAUAACAGGGGCUAAUGAAGAAAGUAUCUGUCUUGCAAGGCAAAUAAUGGAAGACACCAUUCGACGAAAUGCUUCCCCUGUGAGAGAACAUGGUAUGAUGGCAGGGGGCCCACUAACUGGUUCCAGUUCGAGUAUAAACUCGUCCGCAUCUGACGACAGUGCGUUGCCAUCCUCAGCGAGGGCUUCCAGGGCUCUAAUGCACAGUUUAAGUGUGAACGAUGCAAGUAUCGGGGAGUACAAGUAUUCUGUUGUAGUAGGCAGUCACACCAUCAGGAUAAUGGGUGACAAUUUGGAUUUGGUGAGGACCAGUAAAUUGGUGUUAGAUGAAUACUUCUCAGGGGAACCGAUAAACGAUGUGACUCAAUUUUAUAGUUUUGAUUCAUUGCCUCAGAGUGGUACCUCUACCAAUGAUUUAACGGAAAUCCCACUUUCACCUCCAGCAUCUCCUGUUCCAUCAACUGUUACACAAACAAGCCCUAAAGACCAGAAACAGCAACCAGAAGAUAAUGAAAAAGACACCGAUUUGAAAUUGAGAAAACCCCGUGUAUCAAUAGAAGAUAUUAUGAAGGGAAGAGUUGACUCAAUUGAAACGACUACGAAAAAAGAAAACCGUUUGGUUUAUUCGAUCGAAUAUUUAGCCAAAUUGGCUAUGUCACCGAUAUGCCUGAAACCGCCCCAGGACUGGGACAGAAUUUCUAAUGACUAUCCUGUUCUUGUGAGGCAGGUUAUUGAAUAUUUCAAUGCCAAGCAAUAUCUUAGUGACCGACAAAACGAAUCUCAGAAGGACACAAAUGAUAAUGUAAACAAGGUUGAAUAGUUGUCAUUAUCUGUUUCCAUGGAUAUUAUAAUUUAAAGACUUAUCAAAUACUCACCCAACUCAAAACUUUUCCAGAAAUAAUUUAAGAUUAUUUUUAUUUAACAAUUAAUUAGGAAACUGGAAAUUGGUCAGCAACUAUUUUGAAUUAAUUCAAUGUUUAUUAUCAAUUAACGCAAUCUUUGUUCACAUUUUUAUUACCUUAGAAUUUAAAAAUCCUCUAACUAUGUGAUAUAAAAGACACGGUACCAAAAUUUUCAAAAAUUAUAUAUUUUGUUCCUUAUGGAAAACCAAAGAAACUAUAUUGUUGUUAAUUCAAUCAGAAUAUUCUCAAAAAUAUUUUAGAAACUUGAUGAGAGAAAUUACAUUAAAUAUUUUCGAUAAAACUGUUAUUAUCUUGAAAAAAGUGUUUUCUAAACUGUUGACAUUUGUUUGUUUUUGACAUUUCUAAACUGAUUACUAUUAAAUCUCAAAAAGGAUGUUUUUUUUUGUUAUUAUAAACUCAUAAUACUGAGUUAAAUAAGAAAUUCGUAAGAUAUAUUUAUUGAGAUGUUAUGUGAGUUAAGUAAUGAGUAACUAGUUUGAAUGUUUUAGUUCAUUUUGUUGAUUUUUCUAAUUUCAAUGCCUUAUUUAUUCGCUUAAAAUAUAUGAGAUAUAUUAAUUUGUUUUUUACUGUGUUUAAUAAAUUCUUAUUUAUAAU
This is a messenger RNA of Harmonia axyridis, 2440 nucleotides long. It is a transcript of the gene mxt, whose product is annotated as eukaryotic translation initiation factor 4E-binding protein Mextli. The record is from RefSeq and is a predicted model, not a curated record. Gene Ontology annotation, biological process: regulation of formation of translation initiation ternary complex; positive regulation of translation. Gene Ontology annotation, molecular function: translation initiation factor activity; eukaryotic initiation factor 4E binding; RNA binding. NCBI's taxonomy places the organism in Eukaryota, Metazoa, Arthropoda, Insecta, Coleoptera, Coccinellidae. The transcript is spliced from 11 exons. Gene Ontology annotation, cellular component: RNA cap binding complex; cytoplasm. The coding region runs from base 193 to 1743 and encodes 516 amino acids.